Opisthorchis viverrini is the source of this 3246-nucleotide messenger RNA. RefSeq lists its product as hypothetical. The annotation marks the transcript as partial. The transcript is spliced from 17 exons. Lineage: Eukaryota; Metazoa; Platyhelminthes; Trematoda; Opisthorchiida; Opisthorchiidae. The record is from RefSeq and is a predicted model, not a curated record.
CCGAACAGAUCGAACACAAGCCCCAAUUCUGUCGAAUACAGAGCAUGAAAACGAAUUCCCAGGAAAGCAAAGUUUGAGUUGCUCACAGACCAACCACGCAACAAACCAACAACAGCACAAGAUUCAAAAUUCUUGGCAAAUUAAUGGUAUACGAACAUCCGUCCCUAACCAGAUUACCUCGGUGGACACGCAUGCUACUUCCAAGAGAGUUCCCGUGCCAACUUUGUUCGCAAAAGCCAGCUCUUUCAAACUAACUCAGGAAGAGUCCUUGGUGAUUUUCACCAAGGAAACUACUCACGAGGUUGCUGAAAACUCUUCGAUAGCCUACGAUCGGUUUCGCCCUUCCCGAGUUUCCGUCAACCUUAUGUUCUACUUGGAUCCAAAUUGGACUCUUUUCGAGAAAUACACUCAUUUGCAAAUCGAGUUUGAAAUCAGCAACCUUACGAAACGUGACGAAUUAUACGAAAUCUUGCGACUGAAUGAAGAGGAAGAGAGCGUCAGAUAUGCAAAGGAAAAGUCGUUGGCGGCGGCCAAGCAGGAAUCGGUCGCUGAGCGUCAAAGACUCAGACAACGUAUAAACGCACUUGAAGAAGAACUCGAGGUUAGCUUGUGCGAAAUCAAUAAGCUUUCGAAUGAACGAAAUCGAUGGACGCGACAAAUGGAUGAGCUACGAAACAACCAAGAUGAAUUGCAGCACCAACUCGACGCCAGCAUACAACGCCACGAAAAACAAUUGAAACAGUUGGAAAGGGUUGCUGAUAACUCUUCGACAGCCCACGAGCGGUUUCUGCCUUCCACUUCGGGCUCAUCAGUUAGGCGCAAUCCCCGAGUUUCCGUCAACCUUAUGUUCUACUUGAACCCAAAUUGGACUGUUUUCGAAAAAUAUACUCAUUUACAAAUCAAUUUGGUUUCCACGACUAAGCCCCUCGUUUAUGAUGUUCUACAACUGAAUGUGUUGCACACAGGCUGCCUCAUGUUUCAGUUGUCACGAAAUUCGAGAUAUCACACCGGGUCAAAUUUGAGGGCAGUUGCUGCGGAUUUGUUUAUUAGAGAAACAUCAACUGGACAGUUACGGACUAUUGGACAGCGAAGCAAAACGCUCAUAUGCAUCUUGUUUACAAAAACUAGAUAUAACCUUCUCCUUGAACGCGUCUUCCUGAUUUUUCCUGGAUAUUCAUUAACUGCUACUCAAAUGCAAGCAGAUGCUACAAAGCGAAUCCCCAAAUUCCGUUAUAGAUCCCACUUUUCAAGAUUCGCGAAGCCGAUUUACGAGAAGACGCUACUUGCAUGUCUCAUCAGUAGUAUCCAUUGUUACACUGGUAGAUUUUCAUCUAUCGUGCCUCCUUUGGACUACGAGCAUCGAUGUCAGGUUGCAACCCAAGAGCAUAGUGAGGAACUGCGUCGUUUAGUUGAAGAAGGCCAAAGAAGAGAGGAAAGAGGAAUGAGACGGGAGAAAGAGCUGGAGGAAACGUUGCAGUCAACCGAACAGCGGCUUGCACGCAAAACUCUCAUAUGCAUCUUUAUUACAAAAACUGAACAUCAAUCUUCUCUUGAACGAGACUUCCUGAACUUUCCUGGAUAUUCAUUGAGCGUUGCUCAAGUCCAAGCAAACGCUACAAAGCAACUCCACACAUCCACAAUAGAUCUCCUUUUUCAAGCGAAUUUACAAGAAAACAUACUACUCGCGUGCCACUCCCAUCAGGAGGCCAAUACAUCCCUAUUGCGAGAAGGAGAAAGAGUACAGGGACAAUUUCAACGUGACCACAAAAAACUACGUCAAGAACUUGCCGAAAAGGAAGAUGAACUUUCGCGACUGCAACAUGAACACACUCAGGCGCUGGCUGAAUGUGUGGAAAAGAUGCGGGCUGAAAAGAGUCAAGUCGUGGAUCAACUCAAAUCGAGCUAUUCGAAACAGAUUGACGAGUUGCAAAACAGUCUGGAUCAAAACGCGCACGAGAACAGAGCCAACAUGGAGAGGAUUGCGCAACUGGAACAAAUGAUUGAGGACAAAAAAGCCGAAGAGCACAAAGAAGCAUUCAUGGGGAAAAUGUUGGACACAGUGCUCGAGGAGAUUUCCGAUUGGGAGCGUCAAAAAGUGAGCGUGUGGCAAGCACGACUGAAUGACGUUCAAACGGAAGCGAACGAUAUGGUAGCGUGCGUUCGUGCUGAACUGCAAAAGACCAGAGAAGAAACGAACGCAAUAGUCAGGGCGCCUGAAGGAAGCACGAGGGCUGGAAUACUGCUAGGUUGCCCAAUCCUAGACAGGGGAAGUCGAGAGGGAGAGGUCGGGUUCGAACCACGGACCUUCCGGCCACAAUUUGAUGAGUAUAAAAAGGCUGCUGAGGAGGAAAUAGCAAAACUACGUCGCGAAUUGGAACAGGCUGGAACGCAACUUAAUGUGCUCCACCAGGCCUCCUUAUGCUUCAGUCGCUACGAUGUUCGAAAGAUAGCAAUACUUAAAAUCGCGAUGCUGGAGUUUGAGCAGGCUAUGGACGCGCGAAAAUUGCUGGAAGAAAAACUUGCCCAGUUGCGGAUCACAUUCGACGAGCAAAUUGAACACGAGAGACGAGAGAUUCAUGCGGACGUUCAACGUUGCUUGCAGCACAACAUGUUCACAUGGGAUGGCUUGCUAAACGAUGCUAUCCAGUAUCUUGAUUCUACAUUGAGGAUGGAACUGUCAUCUUCUGAAGAGCCGGUUUGUAAGGACAAUUCUACAUCUACAAGACUUGAUGAUUUGGACCAAACAGUCCAGAACUCCACUUGCUUUGGUCAUGCGGGAAAUCAGGAUUGGAAGUCACUGCUGGUUGCUUUCUCAGACAGUGUACAACAACGCGUCCGAGGCAUGAGGAGCAUAGCACAAAGUUUGCUGGUUGAACAAAACGCAAGAAUGGAGUCGAUGAGGUCGAACGCAGAACGACACAUAUCUGAUGCUCGGAGUCUCCUCAAGAAGACACAAAAGAAGUUCGAGCUUGAUGAUUUGGACCAAACAGUCCAGAACUCCACUUGCUUUGGUCAUGCGGGAAAUCAGGAUUGGAAGUCACUGCUGGUUGCUUUCUCAGACAGUGUACAACAACGCGUCCGAGGCAUGAGGAGCAUAGCACAAAGUUUGCUGGUUGAACAAAACGCAAGAAUGGAGUCGAUGAGGUCGAACGCAGAACGACACAUAUCUGAUGCUCGGAGUCUCCUCAAGAAGACACAAAAGAAGUUCGAGUUGGAACUAGAAGAGCUCCGUGAGCGGGAGCAUGA